AUAGAAGGUGUCACGUGUCACCAAAGAAGGUGUUUUCAGCUAUGGUAAACCAUGGAAAUUUGGUGAAGUUAGAAGGAUUCAGUAUAGACCCUGAAGAUGCAAACUGCUACUUAGUGUAUGAGUUCAUUGAAAAUGGUUCUCUCCACUCAUGGCUACAUGAGAACAAGAAUGAAAAACUGAACUGGAAAAAAAGGUUGAGAAUUGCAAUUGAUGUUGCAAAUGGUCUGCAGUACAUCCACGAGCAUACACGUCCACAAGUUGUGCACAAAGACAUCAAGAGCAGUAAUAUUCUCCUGGAUUCCAAUAUGAGGGCCAAAGUUGCCAAUUUUGGUCUAGCAAAAUCAGGCUGCAAUGCCAUAACAAUGCACAUUGUUGGCACACAAGGGUACAUUGCCCCAGAAUACCUAGCAGACGGGGUGGUCUCAACAAAAAUGGAUGUUUUCUCCUUUGGCGUUGUUCUGCUCGAGCUUGUUUCUGGGAGGGAGGCGAUUGAUGAAGGCGGUAAGCUCUUGUCGGCAAGUGCAAAAGGAAUUUUAGAGGGGGAUGAGGAGAGGAAGGUGAAAAGAUUGAGGGAAUGGAUGGAUAAAGUUCUGCUCGAGGAGACAUGCCCUAUGGGGAGUGUGCUGAAUGUAAUGUCUGUUGCCAUUGCUUGUUUGCAUAGAGACCCUUCAAGGAGGCCUAGUAUGGUGGAUAUCGUGUACGCAUUGUGCAAGAGUGAUGAUGUCUAUUUCGAAGCAUCAGAUGACGGAUUAUCAACGCCUACGGUGGUGGCAAGGUGAAUGUACAUCUAAUCCCGAAGCUUGAUUAAGGACAUGUUGAUGUAAUAUUUUUGUUUACAAAAAAUUGUGGACUGCAAAACUUGAUAGAAGAGCUAUAUCCUUAUUCAAUAAUUCUUGUUUUACAUGUUGGUGUGAUUCAAAUUACGAAAUAAAGAAAUCCCUUUUGU
Messenger RNA from Rubroshorea leprosula, 946 nucleotides. Lineage: Eukaryota; Viridiplantae; Streptophyta; Magnoliopsida; Malvales; Dipterocarpaceae. The record is from the annotation of a GenBank genome assembly.